Colias croceus (clouded yellow) is the source of this 2108-nucleotide messenger RNA. RefSeq names its product probable cytochrome P450 301a1, mitochondrial (gene Cyp339a1). Lineage: Eukaryota; Metazoa; Arthropoda; Insecta; Lepidoptera; Pieridae. Gene Ontology annotation, molecular function: heme binding; iron ion binding; oxidoreductase activity, acting on paired donors, with incorporation or reduction of molecular oxygen. The record is from RefSeq and is a predicted model, not a curated record. The transcript is spliced from 10 exons. Bases 318 to 2042 code for a protein of 574 amino acids.
AACAAAAUAAAUACACAAUACACAUAAAUUACACACUUUAUAAAGUUAUUGCACAAUUUAGCUCUAAGUAGGAUAUCAAUGUGAUUAACUUCACUUGAUUUAUUGUUCAAUGUCUAAUUAUUUUGCAAUUCAUACAAAAUAACAAUAAAUUUUUAUAUUAGGUAUAUAGGUGAACCUUCAUGAACAAAGUGCGCAAAAUUUAAAAACAUUGUUUAACUCAUAUCGGGUAUUUCAAUUGUUUCCGUCAAAUCAGUAAAGAAAAAUUGUAUCACACGAAAAUAAAGCUUUGCUAUAGUCUUUGCAAGUGCUAUAUCACAAUGUUCCUAAAUAAAAUUCAAUGGUUAAAACCGUCUUUAAUAAAUUAUCUUUACUAUAAUGAAAGAAGGUUUCAUGCGCAAAUAGUUAAGAUGCAAACAACUAAGACUUUAGAAGUUAAUCGGGUAAAUGAGCCAGAAAAACAUUCAACAACUGGGUUGACGGCGAGUAAUACACCAACAAAAGAAAUAUUUGCGGCACCAAGGGUUGUACCUAUGGUGCUUUCAGAUAAAGAUCCGAUAGUUUUAUCGUUUGAUGAAGUGCCUGGCCCGAAAGCUCUAAAAUAUUUAUCAACAGUGCGUUAUUAUUUGUCUGAAAUUGGAACGCAGGUUACUGCUGGACUACUAACAUUAGGCUUAAACAUAAGUUCAUACAUGUCAAACAGGAAGUCAAUACGUGCUCUUUCUUCUCUUUUCGAUGAAUACGGGCCCGUAGUCAGAUUUGUAAGUCCGGUUGGUGGAGACAUAGUUCUUCUUAAUCACCCUGAUCAUAUUCGUAAAGUGUUUGCCAUGGAGGGCGAUUACCCAGUUAGAUCAACACUUGAAUCAUUGGAGAAAUAUAGAUUAGAACACAGAAACAAUCUUUACAGUGGCUUGUAUACUGCUCAAGGCCAGGAUUGGAUUCGACAAAGGACCCUUUUGGAUGUCCCAUUACACAACGCCAGCACACAUUACGCUAACGCAAUUUAUGAGAUUUGCGACAAGUUUGCAAUAAAGAUCUACAAUUUGAGAAAUCACCAAGAUGAAAUUGUCAAGGAUUUCUAUAAGGAAAUACAUAAAUGGGCAUUUGAUUGUAUGGGCCUAUUGAUAUUUUCGAAGAAAUUCUCAAUGAUCGAUACAGAACUAGUGUACAGUCAGUGCGACAUGUCCUGGAUGUAUCACAACUUGGAGAAGGCAACGGAAGCGAUAGACAAGUGCGAGUCGGGUUGGCAUGCGUGGAAACUCUUUACCACACCUUCUUGGUUUAGCUUGGUGAAGUACUGCGAUAAUUUGGACAACUUGAUUGGGAAACAUGUCUUAGAGGCUGAACGACAAUUUUCUGAAAAUGAAGAAAAUGCCAUAAAUCGAAACUGUUUAAUAAAUGCGAUAUUAUUAAGCGAUAAUAAAUUAAGCGCAGAAGAUAUCGCCACGAUCUUGAUGGACAUGCUUCUUAUUGGAGUAAAUACGAUCGCCUCCUCUAUGUCAUAUCUGCUAUACUAUAUUGCAAAACAUCGGAAAGUUCAACUGAAGCUUUAUCAAGAAAUAGCAACGGAGUAUCCAGAAUUAAAAGUAGACGACAUUACCAAGCUAAAACAAAACACUCCAUACCUGCAAGCUUGCAUAAAGGAGACACUGAGGCUUGUCCCGCCGAUUCCUUUACUGACCAGGAUUUUACCAAAGAACAUCACAUUGGAUAGAUAUAAUAUACCAAGAGGAACUCUAAUUAUUAUGUCUACACAAGACGCAGCGGUAAAAGAGACAAAUUUCGAUGACGCAAAAAAGUUUGAUCCCGAGAGAUGGCUCAAAGAAGAUUCUAGUGAUUAUCACGCGUUUGCUUCUGUCCCAUUUGGGUAUGGUGCCAGGAAGUGCCUGGGCCAGAAUAUUGCGGAGACCAUGCUUUCUCUUCUAACAAUAAGGGUGUUGCAGAAGUACAAAUUAGAAUACCACUACGGGGAUGUGCAGCCAUCCCGAAGUUUUAUUUCAAAACCAAGCAAGCCACUAAAAAUAAGAAUUAUCGACAGAAUUUAAUUUUUCACCUAAAUUCACCUAGAUUUGUUGGUUACAGGUAUAAUAAUAAAAAAUAAGCAAUUGAAA